GUGUGGACGCUGGUUUCGAGGUGAGUGCUGCAGCAACGCGUUCUGCCGCCGCUUGCCGUAGACGGGCGCCGGGCGCCGGGCGGGCGGUGUCGCCAUGGACCCGGUGAGUGCGCUGCUGGAAGAGGUGGCACUGGAGGGGCUGGACGGCAUCACCCUCUCCACCCUGUGGUUCCGCCUGGACAGCCGCAUCCCCACCUUCCCGCUGCAGCUCGACCCGGCCACCCGGCAGUUCCUGUGGGAGGCCCUGGUCAGCAACCCCGAGGUCGAGUUCUACGAGCUGCCCGAACGGAGGCCGCCGCUGGUGUUUUAUGACAGAUAUGAAGAAAUUGAUCCAGAGACAGGAAUUCAAGAGACCCGAAGGGAUCCCACCCCCCGAGAUGAUAUCUAUCCUGUUUGCAUCAUUUCUGAUAACAAGGAUGGAAUUCAAGGUUCCUGUCAGCAUUUUAACAAGCGAAAGAAUUUAACAGCACAAAUAAGGACUCAGCAGUAUGAACCAUGCUGUACGUUGGAUGAAGCCAUAGAAAGGUGGGGAGAAAAGCUGGUCAUGGUUGCCUCACAAAUGAUACGUCAUCGAACUCUAAUUGGGUGGGAAAGUGAUCCAGAGUUAAGUCUGCCUGACUAUUCCUACUGUAUAUUAGAGAGGUUGGGUAGAGCAAGGUGGCAGGGAGAACUGCAGAGGGAUCUUCACAGUGGAGCCUUCAAGAUUGAUGCCCGUAAAAUGCAUUAUCACAGAAGAGUUCUUGACAGAAACUGCCUGAUUACUCUACAGUCCCAUGUUAUUCGUCAGCCCAAUGGAAACCAGCAGUAUUCCAUUCUGCUACUGCUCAAACGCUUUCACGUUGAUAGGAGAAGCAAGUAUGACAUCUUAAUGGAAAAAAUCUCCAAUAUCCUUGUGAAUCGGCCCAAUCAGCUGGAAGUCAUGUUAACCCUUAGGGAUGAGCUGGGUCUUUGUGAGAGAACUUUCAAAAAACUUUAUCAGUAUAUGGUGACAGCUGGUAUAGCCAAAGUGAUUUCUGUUCCCCUUAAAGAGCUGCACCCUGAGGGAGGACCUUGUAUGACAAAAAAAGGAACUGAGAUUAUUGUUCGCUGCCUGAAGUUAAUAAAGCAAUAUGGGAAAAAAAUAGAUGAUGACGAUGACAUUGAUGAAGAGGAAAAUAAGGGAGUGGAAACAAUGGAUGUCGUGUAUGAACGAGACAUGCUUACUCAGGCUUAUGAACUAAUUGAGAGAAGAGGCACCAAAGGGAUUUCACAGACCGAGAUCAGAUUGGCACUGAAUGUUGGGAAACUUGAAGGCCGGAUGCUGUGUCGCCUCCUGGAAAGAUACAAAGUCAUUACGGGCUUCAUGGAAGACGAAGGUCGUCAGCGCACAACUAAAUAUGUAGCUAAGACAUUCGUGGAGCAGAGUGAGCUGAGCAAGCAAUUUGAAAAGGAGAAGGCUAGAAACGAGCGGCUGGCCACAACGAACCUCCUGCCGCUUGAUGCUGAUGCAUCGCAACUUGUUCCUCAGCAAGUGCUACCCUCCUCGAAGAACUUAACUGAAGAUGUGUGCAAAAGUGUGGCAAGCGGGUCAUCAGGGGGCUCGUCAAAGUCAAAUCAUGAUCAAAAGGUUUCUUCAGAGUUACCAGCAACCACCGUUCAAAGUAAACAAUCUUCUAAUUUGGAGAGCAAAGAAAAAGUAUGUGCAGGCUCGCACAAAAUGAACAAAGGAAAAAAAUUAUUUCAAAGUACAUUACUAAGGAAACUAAAAUUGAAAAAAGGCCUCAAAUCCAAAUUGGGCAAAGGUAAGAAAUUAUCUAGUUUACGAAAAGCAGCUGUUAGGAUUGGCCAUCCCCAGCAUACAGGCGAGAAUGCAGAAGUAUUAUCCAAACAAUCGCAACAAAUAGAUGUUCAGAUAAAUCCUGCCCAGCAGAGUCCAAGUCUUAACUCUUCUAUACAGUCUGAAAAUGAUCAAAGUGAUGAGGAUGUUUUAAUCGAAGAGGUAAAGAUUGAAAAAGCAAAGGAAAAGAGCCAUGGAAGGAAGAGGAAACCUUGCAAAAAUAUUUACCUAAAGAGACCUCACGAAACAUUUCGGUUGCUAAAACGACAAAACUUGAUAAUAGAAGCUGUACGGAAUUUGAAAUUGAUUGAAAGCCUGUUUACGCUUCAGAAGAUGAUCAUGGAAGAAGAGAAGCAAGACGGUGUGGUCACCAGAUGCUGCAAGAAAUCCAUAGUAAGAAUGGUUCAGAAGCUGGCUCAAGAGGGACUACUUCGGCUCUUCCGCACCACUGUUAUACAGGAUGGCAUCAGCAAAAAGGUGGAGUUUGUUGCUCAUCCUUCUGUGCUUCCCAAUGAUCCACUGGUAAAAAGCGCCAUUGAGCAAGUUCGAUUUAGGAUCUCCAGUUCUUACACUGUCCAUCGAAUGAAAUCAUUGCAAGUCCAGGCUCAGAAAGAAAAGCAAAAGCAGGCAAAGGAAAGUAGUUCAGUGAUUGCAUUGUGCGAGACAGAACCAGGCAGAAAUGGUGAAGUGCCCAGCAAAUGCUCCACAACCAAAACAGAUGAGAAAAUGGGUGUCACUCCCCUGAAGAAUUAUCAUCCUGUAAUAGUUCCUGGGCUGGGACGUUCACUUGGGUUCCUUCCCAAGAUGCCUCGUCUACGCCUUGUCCACAUGUUCCUGUGGUACCUCAUUUAUGGACACCCGCUCCAAGAAGCUCCAAAGGAUUCGGCCACAUCGAUAGCUUCUGUUGACGCACCAAAUAGUGCCAAGAGAGAGGUCUCGUCUUCGGAAGCCCCUGGAGAAGCUGUUGCAUCCAUGUCAAAUGACACCAUUGAUGCUGUCGUAGAAAAGAGCAAUCCAGCUGCUAAUGGAAAGCCAGAUGAGACGCCAACUACAACAGAAAUUGAUGAAGACCGCCACUGGGAGGAGGAACUAGACCAGUUAUGCAUGAAAGAGACUGUUUACGUGGAUGAGGCAUCGUGGAAGAGAAAUAUCCCUCCUACCCCUAUUCACAGAGAAUUUGGAUAUGGUUGGGCUCUCAUUAGUGACAUAUUGCUCUGUCUUCCCCUCUCUAUUUUUGUUCAGAUAGUACAAGUCAGCCACAAGGUUGAAAAUCUGGAAGACUUUAUAAAUGAUCCUAUCUUGAAGCACACUUUGAUCAGGAGUCUGCCACAGCCCAUGAGGCAGCAGCUUCUUUAUAAGCGGCGAUACAUAUUUUCCUUCUUUGAGAAUCUGCAACGUCUCUGUUACAUGGGAUUAUUGCAGUUCGGCCCAACUGAAAAAUUUCAAGAGAAAGAUCAGAUUUUCAUUUAUGUCAAAAAGAAUGCCAUGAUUGUUGACACUACCAGUUGUGAUCCACACUAUAAUUUGGCCAGAAGCAGCAGGCCAUUUGAUAAUCGCUGCUAUGCUCUCAAUAGUAUGCAAGAUGUAGAGAGCUUCUGGUUUGACCUUAUGUGUGUCUGUCUGAAUACACCACUAGGAGUUAUACGGGUUCCUCGCUUAAAUAAAAGUGGCCAGGCAGCACCUGAGGGAGCAGAAGACUCUGUGCUUCGCUCGGAGGUGGAUCAGGACACAACUGCUAAGAACACCAUGGAGAACAAAUGUUCCUUGCUGGAAUAUGCAACCGGUAGUCGGAAGUUGAUGGAAGAUGGGAAACUUCCGGGUGAUGGUCUUGGAGCAGCAGGCCUCGAUUCUAGUUUCUUUGGACAUUUGAAACGAAACUGGAUCUGGACCAGUUACAUUAUGAACAAUGCUAAAAAGAGCCUCAACGUCCCUGAGAGCAGCACAAUGCGAUUACAGAGUUUCCUUAACAAGCAUUCGCUUCCUCUUGGAGUUGCAGGAAAUAAGUUCAGUAUGUUGGGGAUGCUCAGGUCUGUACACGGACCUCUUGCCAAGGAUAAGGAAGAAAUCCGAAUUGAGAAAGAGAGCAACGUUGGGCGAAACAAGCGAGUAGCUGGUGGAAAAGGACAGAAACGAAAACGACCUGAAAAGGAGAGUGGGAAGAAAGCAAGAAAAAAGAAGAAGAAAGCUGCAGAGGAAGCACCACAACAGGGGAAGGCUAAGAGGUUUCGUUUCACAGAUGACGCAGAUAGGAGUGCACUGCGUCGUAUGACCAAACUCCGUGUAACCUGGACUGCACAAGAAGACAGUCUGCUGAUGCUUUGUCGAGUAGCCAGCCACGUCCUCAACAAAAAAGUGAAAGGACCUUUUGUCCCUUGGCAAACAGUCAGAGAUGUCAUGCAUGAUUAUUUUGAGGUAGCUUUGGAUAAAACCUCUCUUGCUGUGGGCCGUCGAUCUCGCUACAUCCUCAAGAAUCCCCAGACAAUGCUUAAUUACAGAAUUUGUCUUGCUGAAGUCUAUGAAGACCAUGCUUUAAUUGAUGAAAUCAUGAAUAAAAAGGAUAAUUACCAGGACAGCAAGGUUUGUGCAGAGGAGUUCAAAGAAUUUGUCAGAAAACUGAGAGAAAAAUUCAGCUCUACAAUAGGAUCUGGAAAUAUUGAGAUUCCUGAUACACUGCAGGAACUAUUUGUCAGAUUUAAAGUAUUGGUAGUUGGGGAAGAAGGAAAUGAAGACCAGAAGCAAGAUGACAUAAAAAGCACCGAUGAUAUCCAUUAUUUGGUCCUGCAAAAUUUCAUUCAGAGCACACUGGCUCUAUCGGAUACACAGAUGAAAUCAUGCCAGUCCUUUCAGACUUUUCACCUUUACAAACAAUACAAGGAUGAAAUACUAGUGAAGGUGUUCCUUGAGUUCCAACAGCGGAGCUUGGUAAACCGGCGUAGAGUCAGUAAAGUUUUGGGUCCAAAGAAGAGCAGAGCCUUGCCCUUUGCAUCAAUGUCAUAUCAGUUAUCGCAGACAUACUACAGGAACUUCGUCUGGCGUUUUCCAAGUAAUAUUUGUUCCGAAUCGCAUAAGUUUGUACAAAAACUGAAGAGUGCAGGUGUAGCAGAUCUCCCCAACGUCUUUUCAUUCCAGGACAAAGAUGCACCUGUUGAGACUGAUAUGGUCACUUACCCUCUGGAUGGAAAUGGUGGCUGUUGUGUAGCUACAAUCUCCUUGUUUAUUCUCGGUCUGCUCUCUUUCCAUGUCUCAAUCCCUGAGCAAAUUGUGGUUGUGGACAGUACACUGGUGGAUAAUGAAGUUAUAAAAAGAUUGGGGAAGGAAAGCAUAGAUGAUGAGGAGGAGGAUGAACUGGACGAUGUUGGAAAUAAGCCCAAAUUUGAAGUGAAGGCUCCUCAGGCCUCGCAUACUAAUUACUUGCUAAUGAGAGGGUACUACGCACCGGGCAUUGUGAGCACACGCAACCUUAAUCCAAACGAUAACAUCGUGGUAAACUCCUGUCGGGUGAGGUUAAAAAUCCGUUCAACGCCAGCUCAAGGGACCUUGAGCGUCGAUGGUGAUUCAGCCACUUUGUUUCAGACAGCGUCAGGAUCAGAUGCUCUCCCUCUGUCAUUCACAAAGGUGUUGAAGCCCAGCACUUAUGAGUAUGGAGGAGAGAAAGUUCAAAAGCACUUCGCAGAGGAGCUUGGGUACAGCCCCGAGGACCUGGUGGCCGUGCAGGAAAUCUCCAGUGCAGUUGAAGAGUGCUCCAUUUUUGGGAUAGAGACAAAAAAAUUAGCGCAAAGAUUUGUUCAGUAUGAGGAGGCACUGAAUGCAAGGACCAGGACUUUAAAGCAAUACUUGCAGGAUUUGAUUGCGUUGGACCAGAUAAUAGAAGUUGGCAGCUCGACAGUACGGUUAGUCGCAAUAACGCAUGCUCACCCCUGGAUGCUUCAUCCAUUUCGUGUUUGGAAAAGUAACGAGAAGCCUGUCUCUCUGGGUUCGCCUGAGGGGGGAUCCAAACGUAGGACUGAAAUAAGCUGUUCAGAAUCUGACACAAAAAACAUUGUGCCAAGUGAGCUCACUGAAGCGCAUCAGAAGGGUUUAAGGUCUGAUCUUAGUACUACCAUUACAAAGGAAGGUGUUGAGCAGCACAGUUCAGAGUCCACGGCUGCACAGAAUGAGCCUGUUUGUUCAAGUCAUGCACAUACAGUGACUGGAAGUAGAAAAAGAGCUAUUGAAGAAAUUGAAGCUGAAACAAUUGACCACGGGCAUCCUUGUAAAAGAUCUCAGGAAAGUGAACCUUGCUUGGAUUCCUCAGAUCAGAGAAAUCUAGACAGCGUGACAGAUGAAACAAGUACUGGCCUCUCCCAACAUCUGUCGCCGUCUGCCUCUUCACUCGGGAAUAAUCUUGUCAAAAACCCAGAUCUACAGAAUGAUUCAGGGAGGCCAGGUUGUGAACAAGAUCGGGACAGAGAUGAGGGUCGUGAGGGGUUUAACUCUUCACCUGAUGUUAAAGGUCUGAGCAUCUCUUCAGAAAUGACUGCUGAGAAGUAUAGUGGCCAGCCAGCUAACCGGUCUGUGCGAGAAGACGAAAGGUUUGCCCAAGCUAAGCCCACGUCGAGUGAAGGGCACACUGAAACAAUCCAUCCUGUGGAUGGGCAAGUUCUCAAAGGUGAAUCUGUGGUGAAUCCAGAGAAGUAUUUACAGCAUGACAUAAAUCCUCAGGUAAAGAGACAGGACGGAUCUGGAAUUCAGGAGGAAGGAGAUACAGUUAAGGAGGGUGUCAAGAUGGAAAGUAUCUUGCAAACCGAAUCAGACAAUGAAUACGAGCAGAUUAGCUUUUUCUGCCAUCCCUGGAGGAUUGUUGACGGGAGCCUGAAUAAACCCGUGUGUAAGGGAAUGAUAGAAGCUAUGCUGUACCAUAUUAUGACAAAACCUGGGAUCACAGAACAGAAACUAAUAAGCUACUACAGUGCUGUUCUACAGCCUGUUAUUGUGAUGGAGUUAUUACAGGGUCUGGAAACCAUUGGGUGCAUCCGAAAACGCUACUUAACCAAAACCAAGCCCGUGUCCUUGUUCUCUACUCCAACUACUGCUUCUGAGGUGCAGGAGCCCAAGUUGUCUGAGAGCUGCACUGUUUUUUAUGAGCCUACCAUAGACUGUGUAAUAAAACUCAGCAAAGUCUUUCCACAUGAAUCAAACUGGAACAAAUGGAUACAGUAAUAUCACCGUUUACCUUUGUCUUCACAUGAAGAAUAUUUCCACAAGUGCUGUGACUACUCCUGGGGACACACCUUGCAAUCUUGCAUGACCGUAACUAUUUAUAGAACAGUUUGAAGACCAAUUUAAAGGGAAAUAACCAAG
Messenger RNA from Pristis pectinata (smalltooth sawfish), 7156 nucleotides. Its product is annotated as general transcription factor 3C polypeptide 1. The transcript has 37 exons. Gene Ontology annotation, cellular component: transcription factor TFIIIC complex. Gene Ontology annotation, molecular function: DNA binding. The record is from RefSeq and is a predicted model, not a curated record. Gene Ontology annotation, biological process: transcription initiation at RNA polymerase III promoter; 5S class rRNA transcription by RNA polymerase III. Bases 95 to 7015 code for a protein of 2306 amino acids. NCBI's taxonomy places the organism in Eukaryota, Metazoa, Chordata, Chondrichthyes, Rhinopristiformes, Pristidae.